UUAACUCGAUCAAGAAAUACUAUAGUCUAUACGCUUUAAAGAAGUUCAUAAUUUGCGCGCGCAAAUAACAAUUCGCAGAUCAGUUCGCACACCUUUGCACGCAGAAGCUCGCGAUAACAGUACGUCGAUUGGUCAAAUCUCAGUGCAGAACCCCGGUCGCAGUUCCAGACACACGUGCUUAAUAUCUCUGCCCUGUAGUGGGGUGAUACACAAAGUUUAUUAAUUUGGUUAACAUCAUGAGUGACGAAGCUAAUGACGCCCAUAAUUAUCAAGAAAUCCCAGCGCCGAUGUACGAAAACUCGGUUCAAUUGCAUUCUGAGAGUGACGAUAACGAAGAACAUGACGAUUUUAUAUCCGCACCGUCGACCGAGUCUAGUUUAUCUGACGAAGCCUUCGAAGAGAGCAUUCAAAAGAGAAUAAGAGAUUUCAAACUGUUUAACCCGUCUCCUCCGCCUUCACCGGUAUUAGAUUUAACUAACUACAAACAUAAAUACACGCGACAGUGGUCCUUGCCGGAAUCUCCAAGACAAUCUUCAAGCAUGAGCCGAAUUCAAUUUCACCCUCCAGCCUACGUCCAGAGGUACGAGGCCGUUCGGGAUGUUUUGGAGAAGGAUCCAAGAUGGGCUUCCAAUCUCAAAAGCGUUAUUGAUUAUGGAUGCAACGAUAUGGCCUUUUUCAAGUAUCUCAAGCAAAUCCCAGGUGUGGAGGAAAUUUACUGCAUUGACGUAGAUCCAGAUACUCUAAAAGCACGUUACAGGAAUGUGCAACCUUUUCAUGUUGAUCAUUUGAUCCAGAGAGAGUCGCCAUUAAAAGUUCAAGUGCUUCUUGGCAGUGUUGUAGACCCUGACUCAAUUGUAAAAGACUGUGAUGCAGUUGUUGCCAUUGAAUUAAUUGAGCAUCUAUAUCCAGAAGAACUUGAAAAAUUUCCUGCAAAUGUAUUUGGAUUUAUCAAACCUAAAGUAGCAGUUAUAACAACUCCAAAUGUUGAAUUCAACGUCGUAUUCACUGAUUUGGUUGGAUUCAGACAUCCUGACCACAAAUUUGAAUGGACUAGAGCUGAAUUCCAAAAAUGGGCCACAGAUAUUGUUACUAAAUAUCCAGACUAUGAAGUAUCAUUUCAUGAUGUCUGUCUUGGGCCUGAAGAAACAAGAAAUCUUGGAGGAUGUACGCAGAUGGCAGUUUUUCAUAAGCAUUCUGACUUACAAAGUGAAAGAGUACCAGGCCAAGAAGGUUUACUUAUUCCAGUAAUCCUUUACAACUACCCUUAUUACAGUGACAAACGUUGUGUAAAACAAAAAAUUCAUGAUGACGCUGUUUUUCAUAUACACAAUCAAGGACCUCCUGAGGUUUCAUUAGAUUAUAUUCAUGACAAAGUAAAAGAUUAUGAAAUCAGCUUGAUGGAGUUGAAAGAAUUCUUAGAAAGUUAUCAUUGGACAAUUGUCAGAAAAGAAGAUGGUGGUUAUGUAAUAAAAGUUCCAGAAUAUAAUGUAUUUUCCACACAAAGUGAUGAAGAAGAUUAUAAAACAGACGAAGAAUGUGUUGUUAGGACAGAAAAUGAGCAAUCACCAAGUGAUCCUAUUAUAGAAAAUUGGGAUUCGGAUUGAUAAAAAUUACGUUUCCUACAUUAUUAGAACAUUUUUUAUGGAUACCAAUUGUUGAUCUCUUGAGUAUUUUCAAUUAAGGUAUUUGCACAAUGAAAUUAUAGUACCAAAUAUUUAGUACCUGAGAUGCUUUAGGAAGCAUUUAAAAUACAUAUGAGUUUAAAAUUCAUGAAGUUAUCAAUUGAUAUGUUUAACAUUAUUACAGAUGAACAUUAUGCUUUUGUUUUGAUAUAUUUUACUUUAUUAUGAAACUGUUUAAAUUAUAAGAAAGCGAAAUUUCAUACCACAAUGAACACAAAUUAUUGUUUUAACUGUAAAACUUAAAGAAAAUUUGAUAAUGAUAUAUUUUUGUAGUAUGCAGUUUUAAUA
This is a messenger RNA of Trichogramma pretiosum, 1970 nucleotides long. RefSeq names its product small RNA 2'-O-methyltransferase. The record is from RefSeq and is a predicted model, not a curated record. The transcript is spliced from 4 exons. Lineage: Eukaryota; Metazoa; Arthropoda; Insecta; Hymenoptera; Trichogrammatidae. Gene Ontology annotation, cellular component: nucleus; cytoplasm. Gene Ontology annotation, biological process: piRNA processing; siRNA processing; RNA methylation. Bases 237 to 1604 code for a protein of 455 amino acids. Gene Ontology annotation, molecular function: O-methyltransferase activity; RNA methyltransferase activity.